Messenger RNA from Erpetoichthys calabaricus (reedfish), 380 nucleotides. Its product is annotated as histone H4. The record is from RefSeq and is a predicted model, not a curated record. Lineage: Eukaryota; Metazoa; Chordata; Cladistia; Polypteriformes; Polypteridae. Gene Ontology annotation, molecular function: structural constituent of chromatin; protein heterodimerization activity; DNA binding. The transcript has a single exon. The coding region runs from base 13 to 324 and encodes 103 amino acids. Gene Ontology annotation, biological process: nucleosome assembly. Gene Ontology annotation, cellular component: nucleosome.
AAUAGAAAGAAGAUGUCUGGUCGUGGUAAAGGUGGAAAGGGGCUUGGUAAAGGUGGUGCUAAGCGUCAUCGUAAAGUUCUGCGAGAUAACAUCCAAGGUAUUACGAAGCCAGCUAUCCGCCGUUUGGCUCGUCGCGGUGGUGUGAAGCGAAUUUCCGGCUUGAUUUAUGAAGAGACUCGCGGUGUUCUGAAAGUGUUCUUGGAGAAUGUUAUUCGAGACGCUGUUACUUACACGGAGCAUGCAAAGAGGAAGACCGUCACAGCUAUGGAUGUGGUAUAUGCUUUGAAAAGACAGGGACGUACGUUGUAUGGCUUUGGAGGUUAAGCGAUAAACAAAAGUUGAAGAAAAUUACCCAAAGGCUCUUUUUAGAGCCACUCAAA